Messenger RNA from Myripristis murdjan (pinecone soldierfish), 1520 nucleotides. RefSeq lists its product as uncharacterized. The record is from RefSeq and is a predicted model, not a curated record. Lineage: Eukaryota; Metazoa; Chordata; Actinopteri; Holocentriformes; Holocentridae. Bases 93 to 1085 code for a protein of 330 amino acids. The transcript has 2 exons.
UGUCAUUGCCUUUGGUCAAGCAGCACUGACAGGGACAAUAACAAGAUCGUUCUGCACCGUGAGAAAUUAUUCAACAAAAAUUUAAGCAAGGGAUGUCUGCCAAACCGGAGGCUCCCCAGCGAGAGGAAAUCUUGACCUCCCAGGGUAAAAAUACCAUGAUGCAUCUGAAUGGUCAAAACCUCAGACUGGCAGCUAAAAAUGGCCCCAAUUCAAAAACACCUGGCCUCCAUCUGUCAGCAACACAUGGAAAGGAGGCAGUGGGUCAGCUUACGGCCUCCUCGCUGACCCAGGAGGGUGUGGCACAGUUGGAUUCGCUGCUGCUCAAGUCGCCAAGGCCUGACUUAGAAAAGGAAAAGGAAGCCGAGAAUCAGCCUGCCCGGCGCCCUAUGAAGCUUGCCCCUCUGCAGCUGCCGGAAGAGGUGAAGGAAGCUCAGAAGCAAAAAAUCAAGUUCAUCGAGCAGGAAGCCAAAGAUGUUUCUGAUAAGCUGGACAUGGCAGUGAACGGGCCCCGGAAAGUCAAAGCUUGUGUCAGACACAGGCAGGUGAAAAGUCCUGGGCGCCCCUCUGCUUUGUCUGAGCCAGUUAAAACCCAACAGCAGCACAGAGCUCCAAGGGCCAAGCUGAUACGCUCCAGUCCCAUAGAGCAGAACAGCGAGAGGCAUCUAGAGGAGGUGGUGUGUCGUGGCACCCCAGCCCUUUUGUGCAGCAAACCCACCCCUCCCUCUGUUUCUCCGGGUGUUAAAGCUCAGGCCACACGCAGCGGAGAGGUGGCAAGCCAGAGCCCCGGCAUGCUCCAGCAGCAGACUGGGAGGAGGCGGCUGAGGCUGAGGAGAACGCAGCGCCUAGAAGAGGAUCAGGGCAAAUCAAACACGUCAACAGGGGGAUUAUCUGGAGAUGAAGGCAAGCUGGCUCAGGGUUUCCAAGGCAAAGGGCAACGUGCGGAGAGGGCUCUGAGAGAGGCCAGCCGCAUGCUGGAAAAGGCAUCAAAAAGGAACCUGGCACAGCAGCACCCCGAGAACAUGGCGGUGUCAGGGAGAGCCAUGAGGCGGGUGGCAGUCAGCGACCUGCAGGAGGCAGUGCUGUGAGCCUGCGGCAGCUCAACGUACAUACAGUGAAAAUGCACGUGAUGGGGUUAACCCAUGUCUUGACUGAUGCCUCUAAUUGGACAUUAACCCCACAAAACUCAUGAGCUGUGGGCUGGCUUUUAUUUAGUCCCCUGAGCAAAAUUCCUUUACCUCUUUCAAAAAUAGAUUUUUAAAAACUGUUAUUUCGGCAAAUAUUUAUUUAUUUUUUUUGUUUUUUGGAAUGUGCAUAGUCUCAUCUAAAAAACAAAAACAAAAACAAACACAAAAAAAAAUAAAAAAUACAUAAAAUUAACUUUAAAUAACCACUCUUCCAUUACUUUUUUUACUUCUGUUUUUCUGUGAAAAAUUUUUUAAUCAUUAUUUUUUAUAAUUAUUUUUCCUUUUUUAUUUAUUUUUUUAAGAUUACGGUUAUGAUUUUUUAGAUUCCAACCUAAA